GUGCGUUGCCCUGGGUGCAUGUUUGAGCUAGCUCUCUUUUCCCGAAGAGCACUGAAAUGCGGCCCAUGGCGAGUCGAGAGUUCCAUUCAGCGUGAAAGGCGGCAACAACAUCUAUGAAGUGAAAGAAUAUUGUGUGGGUUCUGAUGAAACCAACAGCGUUUUUCUUUUGAAAAGGUAGAAAGGACACGACGCCCCUUGUCUGCAGAACAAGAAUGAGAACCUGCGGAGUGCAACAAGUCGAUCGCUGCUGGCACAUGGCUGCCAUUGCCUUCGCUGCGCAACUGCUGAUGUCGUUCCCCGACCGAUGUUCUGGGUUCCUGUAUGUGGGCUACAUGGACGUCUACCAGGUCGACCGACAGCAGGCUGGCUGGCCACAGAGCGUCUCUUUCAUCGUCAACUUCUCGGCAGGUUUGCUCGUCUCGGGGCUACAAGUGUACCUUUCACUUAGGAGCAUCGCUAUGCUUGGGGCCCUUCUGACGUGGACAGGACCGAUUGCUGCAAGUUUUGCCGAGGACAUAAAUGCGGUAACAGCAUGCAUGGGAUUCAUCCACGGACUCGGAUCAGGCAUCUUCUUCGUGGCCAUCUCGAUAUCCCUAAUGAUGUACUUUGAUCGAUAUCGGGGCAUCACCAGCGGCAUAAAGAACCUCGGUGGUACGGCAGCCUCCGUCACGUUUCUUACCCUGAUGCUGUUCAUCCAAGGCCUUUAUGGUUUCAGAGCUUGCCUUCUCCUAUACGGAGGGCUCGCAAUGCACCUCACAGCUCUCGGUAUGCUCACGAAGGAACCACCUUGGAUAAGUAGGAGUAGCACGUCGGAAGCCAGCAGCCCCGCAGCCAGAUUCCAAGAAAAGUACGGUGACAAUGCUGCUGUGUGUGAGGAGGGCGCAGUUGACACUUCGGACGAAGGAAUGAGCCACCGUCUUAACGAAGCUGACAACACAAGAAAUUCGCAUGCGAAGGAGCGACUGGACAUGCGAAAGAUUUUCACGAAUCCCGUGUUUUACGUCAUCGUCUUGUCCGGCGUGACUGGUUAUUACACGCAGAACAUCUUUUUCGCGACGAUCGUGGACUUCGCAAGGGACAAGGGCUUUUCUCUCAAAGAGUCAGCGAGCGUCAUGGUGUAUUUCGGCUUCACGGAGACCGUCGGGAGAUUGUGCCUACCUCUCGCGGCUGACAGAGGCCUUGUUCGGCACAGCACGCUUAUGGCUGGCAGUUUCGCGGCUAUGGCUGCUUCCAUGAUUCUGGUGGAACGAGGCAGUACGUUGUUGACCCUGACUGUGGGAGCAUCGCUGUUUGCUGCCUUCUUCGGAGCGGCUGUCACCGUAGAGGGUGUGGUGAUCGCUAACUACCUGGGAGUGGGCUGCAUGUCCUUCGUGUUCGGCUUCACAGGAGCUGUCAGCGUGCCCUUCUUUUUUGCGAACCCAUUUGUUCUGGGUUUCUUCCGAGACCUUGUCGGUUCGUAUCACCACCUGUACAAGAUACUUGCCGUGUCUUAUCUUCUCAUCGGGCUGACUUGGAUACCUGUACUAUGGCGUGACCACCGCAUCUACUCUACCUGCAGUGGCAUUGCACCCAAAACGCGGAAGCAAGUUAAACACUGCCACACGUAAAAGCGGCUCUCUGAUAAAUGCACGGAUUGCCCGGAUGCAUGUGAGAGUGGCACAACCGAGUCAGCGUAAAAAGUGUACAAGUGGCACUUUUUCUCAGUGUACUCACGGUGGUGUGUACAGCCGGUUUUGUUUAUUCGUUGAAUGAUGUUGCGAGCUAUUUAUGGGCCACUGAUGACUUCCUUAUUCGUGCAUUUAUUUUGUCAUUAGUGGAUUUUAUUAUGCGCUUCAUAGAACGCUUUAUUUUCAGUUUUUGCGAUAACAUUAUACUAAAUGUAUUUGGCUCAGUCACUGCGAUUCAUGCCACGUUUUUUUUUUUUAUUUACGGUGACAGCUGAACCGCGCAACACAUUUUGCUGUGUUUUUGUGUUCUGUCAGGCUGCGGCGUUCGUUCUCUUGUAAUCUAUUAAUUGUUUCUUCAGUACAUGAUGUCAUCUCUGCCUUUGUUUCGCGUCUUGUCGCAGUCGCCAUGGCGCUGCCAUCGCCGUCGUAUAGUCACCAUCUUGAUCGCCCUCUUUGUCACUAGCUGUCGGUCUGGCCCCAUCGUCAUGAUCCUAGCGCCAUAGUCCUGAUGUUGCGGCAGUCAUCUGUCAUCGUCAUCCCUACACCACAAUCACUCUUGCAUAAAUUGAGUUUCAAAUAUUAUUUUUGCCUACUUCGGGUGUAUUGAACCCAUCCAUCCAUCCACCCAACCCACCCACCCACCCACUCAGCUACACACCGCUUCUCAGCUAUAUAUAUACACACUGAACGACGUGCACUUGGUGUUGUUCACAUACGAGGAUCUGCCUUUAAUUAUAUCUCGGUGCUUUACAGCUGGGACAUCCUGUGUACUGGAAAAGAAGAAUGAACAGCAGUAUCCUAACUUGGAGCAAAUACCUAAAUUUUGUUAAAUAUAGCUCGGUCACUUUUCACGGGCUAAUGACGUGGGCAGCCCGCUGGUCGUAUACCGCACGCAUGCGUAGUGGGCGGAGGCUUCGUGCUCGCGCGCGUCAGUUGCUGGGCUGAGUGGAGCAGGUGCGGGAACAGCGUGAGGCUUGCAGAGAGAGAGAAAAAAAGGAAGUGGUGACGCGGCCUCUAUUCCUAACAGCUGCCGAUGCCACCAUGGAGGAUGAUACUCGCACACUGCAGAGUUGCCACGUCCCGCCGCCGGCUCCAUUCAGCAGGAAAAACUGAACGUUUCUUUCCAGUGGCGUACACCACUACUGACCAACUUGACUGCAAUGAAAUAAUUGUUCACUAAAGCAAGUGAGAGUGCUGGUCGACGCUGGAAAACUUGCAGUUUUGCAACGCAUAGAGCGGAGAUUCAUGGCGUUUGACAUUCUAACCAGGGAUAGAAUGAAAGGCGAGCAUAACGCGUUAUCCUUGAAGGAAGCGCGCAUAACAGUGGUGUUAUGCCUAAUUAAUAAAAGACAUUCCCGCUAUUCGGUGAACAAGACAUACAGGAGGAAAACGAGAUGAAGCAAAUUUGGUGCAUAAAGAAGGCGCUGUUGUUCCCAGGUUCCAGGUUGUAUGCAAUCAUCAUCAUCAUCAUCAUCAUCAUCAUCAUCGGCCUGGUUACCCCCGUUGCAGGGCAAAGGCCUCUCCCAUAUUUCUCCACAACAACAACAACUCCAACAACAUUGUAUGCAAUAGCCCUUAUCAAAACGACGUACAACCUACCAAUAGUUCUACAAUAUUUUAAUUAGGGAGUUCUCAGUUAUCUUCGAUCUCCUUUAUUACCAGCAGAAAAAGAGUAAUAUGACAAAGAAACAAUGCCAAAAUUCUGUUGAACAAUUGUCGCCUGUCGAUCAAAAAUAGUCAUUGUCGUCUUGCCCUGCAACGCUACCAAGUGGUCGACAAUAGCAUUGUAUUUAUUUAUUUAUUUAUUUAUUUAUUUAUUUAUUUAUUUAUUUAUUACAAACUGCAGACCACAACAGGGUCCCAGCAGAACAGGCACAUCAUAGUAGCUGUAAAACAGGAAUAAGAAUGCGGAACACAAGGCAGCACAGAUGGCUGAAAGAAAAAUGUGCUAUUAAAAUUACGAAGAAGUUGUAAGAUGGUUCCAUUCAAAUAUGGUACGUGGGAAGCAAGAAAAUUUAUAGCAGUUAGUUUUAGCAAAAUAUGACAUUAGUGACUGCGUGUGAUUGUGUCCGGUAUGUCGGGUGGACAUAGGUGAUAAGCAUAAAAAGGAGUCUAUUGCGAGUUUACGAUUCAGUAGCAAUUGAAGAAAGUAAAGGCGAGAUUUACUUCUUCGAUCAUCAAGUGUUUCAAUAUUGUUAGUCGCCAUAAAAUCGGUAGGAGAGUCAGCUGUUUGAAAUUUUGAAUA
Molecule: messenger RNA, 3912 nt
Organism: Dermacentor albipictus
Lineage: Eukaryota; Metazoa; Arthropoda; Arachnida; Ixodida; Ixodidae
Product: monocarboxylate transporter 1-like
Biological process (GO): transmembrane transport
Cellular component (GO): membrane
Molecular function (GO): monocarboxylic acid transmembrane transporter activity
Source: RefSeq, a predicted model, not a curated record